AAAUUUCGUAUUUGGUCAAAAGCAACCACAAGUGUGCAACCAUCACGUGACAUGAAUAAGUAACGUGACUGUUUGUCAUAUGAUCCAUGUCACAUGAUCCACACAGGAAAGAUGGGGUUCUGUAUUUGGUUUGGUGGUGCGGUGCUAAUAUUAUCUGUUUAUGGAUGCCAUUCUCACGGUGAUGGGUCCAAUUUCCCCAAAUAUGCAGCAUCGAGCCAGGGCGCGCCCUGGCCCGCCCCACAGCGGAUGAGUCAAAUGUCUCAGUUGGUAAAUAUCGACGCCGGGAACUUUCAGUUUCAUGCGGUUCAGGAGAGCUGUGACAUCCUGGAUGCAGCUUUUGUCCGGUAUCGGGAUUUGACGUUCAAUUCUCGACCAGGAAGCGGGAAGCUUUAUUUCAAGCCCAGAUCUGACCCACGGGCCUCCGACGAACCACUGAGUGUCCUGGGCGUAACGGUCGCCUCUCCGUGUCAGAAUAGGGUGUUCCCGUCGCUUACCUCGGACGAAUCGUAUGUCUUGGAUAUUUCGCCUACCAAGGCUGAGCUGGUUGCCAAGGAGGUAUGGGGAGCCCUGCGAGGACUGGAGACGUUUAGCCAGUUGGUUGUCCAGCAAAACACAGGCAAGUUUGUUGUGAACAUCACACAUAUAGAUGACUACCCAAGAUUCGCUCACAGAGGUCUUCUGCUCGACACGUCUCGACAUUAUGUGGCGCUUCCCAUUCUUCUCGAUAAUCUCGAAGCAAUGGCACAGAACAAAUACAAUGUUUUUCAUUGGCACAUUGUAGAUGAUCAGAGCUUUCCGUUUCAAAGUCAGUCUUUUCCAGCGUUAAGUGAUGCGGGUGCGUACGAUCCUGUCACCCAUGUUUACACUCCAUCAGAUGUGCAGAAAGUCAUUGAGUUUGCUCGUCUCCGUGGAAUUCGAGUCAUUCCAGAAUUCGAUUCACCAGGUCACGCUCAGUCAUGGGGUCAUGGACAGCCGGGACUGCUGACUGCGUGUUACAAGCAGGGUAAACCGGACGGCUCAUACGGUCCCAUCAAUCCGGUCCCCGCGACCACAAACACAUUCCUCAGCCAGCUGUUCUCGGAGGUUGCCUCAGUCUUUACAGAUCAUUACGUCCAUCUCGGGGGGGACGAAGUCUCUUUCAACUGCUGGAUGAGCAACCCACAGAUCACGGCCUUCAUGGCAAGCAAAAACUGGACCGACUAUGGCAAGCUAGAGCAAUAUUACAUGCAGAAUGUUCUUGACAUCGUUAAUAAAUUGAAGAAAGGCUACAUUAUAUGGCAAGAAGUCAUUGACAAUGGUGCCACGGUUCGACAAGACACUGUUGUGGAGGUAUGGAAAGGUGGUUGGCAAAACGAGAUGGGGAAAGUCACGAAACUCGGAUACAAAACCCUCCUGGCUUCGUGCUGGUAUCUCACCUACAUAUCGUAUGGCUCUGAUUGGUCCAAGUAUUACACCUGUGACCCACAAAACUUCACAGGUACCCCAGAACAGAAGCAGCAAGUGAUUGGCGGAGAAACGUCAAUGUGGGGGGAGUUUGUUGACGGCACUAACCUCCUAUCUCUUGUCUGGCCGCAUGCAGCAGCUGUAGGGGAGCGAUUGUGGAGCGCCCAAUCAGUGAAUAAUGUAAAAGCUGCCACCCCAAGAUUAGCACAACACCGGUGCAGAAUGGUCAGACGAGGAUUCCCAGCUGAACCAAUCAACGGACCCGGAUACUGCCCGAAGGAGUUCCGCGGCUAGCAACAGUCAGGAACAAACAGCUCACAUCAUUCAUGAUAUCAUCAUGGCAUCAUUUAUACAUUCCUUCAUCAGUGGGAUUCUUCUAAUUUCUAGGAUACAAACAAACUUUGAUUAACACAUCUCAGCUGUCCAAUUAAUUUAAUUUUAAGCAUAUAUGUACAUUUUUAUGUACGGUAUCUUUCUUAUUAUUUUGAAUUCCAGAAUACUACCCAAAACAUGUUUAUUAUUGUUAAAAUAAAAACCUCAAAUUAA
Messenger RNA from Gigantopelta aegis, 1989 nucleotides. Its product is annotated as beta-hexosaminidase subunit alpha-like. Gene Ontology annotation, molecular function: beta-N-acetylhexosaminidase activity. The transcript has 12 exons. Lineage: Eukaryota; Metazoa; Mollusca; Gastropoda; Neomphalida; Peltospiridae. The record is from RefSeq and is a predicted model, not a curated record. Gene Ontology annotation, cellular component: membrane. The coding region runs from base 94 to 1737 and encodes 547 amino acids. Gene Ontology annotation, biological process: carbohydrate metabolic process; glycosaminoglycan metabolic process; ganglioside catabolic process.